AUGAGGAUAACCUUUGGCGCUCUGGUGGUCGUAUCAGGCAUCUGUGGUCUCCUCAGCUACGCUUUCCUGGCCACUUCCCUCGGAACAGAGUACUGGUACAUUAUAGGGAUGAACCCCAUGAACAUGAGCGACCUGGAGCACGUGACCUUCCACUAUGGACUGUGGACUAUAAACGAAGGUGGGAAGAUGGACGAGGACCUUAUGGACCCUUUCAAAGCUGACGACUCCAGAUACUCUGACACUGAGCUGCUCAUGCUGAACAUGCACAGUGCCAUAGUGGUGGUGCUCACCCUCAGCCUGGUCCUCCUGCUGUUCGGAGGGAUCUGCGCGCUGGUCAGCUCCCUGGCUCGGAGUCCUGUGCUCCUCACCAGCUCAGCUUCCUACUUCUUCAUCUGCAGUCUGCUGACCCUGUGCGGCGUCAGCCUCUACAUCGUGUACUCGUACGAGGCCCUGGCAGAGAUAGAGCGGCAGGUGGGAGCCGAGGGCCUGGCCUACAUCCACACCUCCUUCGGCUGGUCUCUGGGUAUGGCCUGGCUCUCCUACAUCCUGGAGCUCCUCACUGGGGCUCUGCUGCUCGUCGCCGCACAGAUGGUCAAGGUGCAGCGCAGCAGUCCCUCCAUGGCCUGA
Messenger RNA from Limanda limanda (common dab), 627 nucleotides. It is a transcript of the gene tmem235b, whose product is annotated as transmembrane protein 235b. Gene Ontology annotation, cellular component: apical plasma membrane. Lineage: Eukaryota; Metazoa; Chordata; Actinopteri; Pleuronectiformes; Pleuronectidae. Bases 1 to 627 code for a protein of 208 amino acids. The transcript has 4 exons. The record is from RefSeq and is a predicted model, not a curated record.